Closterium sp. NIES-65 is the source of this 4503-nucleotide messenger RNA. Lineage: Eukaryota; Viridiplantae; Streptophyta; Zygnematophyceae; Desmidiales; Closteriaceae. The record is from the annotation of a GenBank genome assembly.
AUGACGGGGGACGUGGCGGAGCUAGUGGAGCAGUACAAGUGCGAGUUGGCGGAGUUAACGUUCAACAGCAAGCCCAUCAUCACCAACCUCACCAUCAUCGCCGGGGAGAACGCGCAUGCGGCCAAGGCCAUCGCGAAUACCAUCUGCCAGCAUAUAAUCGAGGUGCCGCCAGAUCAGAAGCUGCCGGUGCUCUACCUGCUGGAUAGCAUCGUCAAGAACGAGGGGGGACCCUACAUUGACGUCUUCGCUGCUCGUUUGCCCGAGGUAUUCUGCCGCGCCUAUGACCAGGUGGAUGGGGCAAUCAAGCCGCAGAUGCGCCACCUCUUCGACACCUGGCGCUCCGUCUUCCCCCACCAGCCCCUCCGCGCGAUCGAGCUGCGCCUGCGCUUUCCCCCACCCCCUUCCGCCGGCGGGAAGGCCCCUCCCCCAGGCAUUCCGCCUGGCCCCAUGCACGGGGGGCAUCCCUCAGGGCCUCCGCACCAAGGAGUUGGCGGUGGCGCGGGGAGAGGGGGAGGUGUUCCGCCUAACCACGCGCAUCAUCCCCAUCACGGGCAUCCGGGCAUGGGUUCCCCGCACCUUCCCCCCUCCACCCCCGCGCACGCUAGGGCGCAUGCUGGGGGGCCCGCGGGCAGGGCGGGAGGCGGGGCGGGUGGCGGAGGAGCGGACGGUGGGGGGGGGAUACCGUUGGAUUCGCCUGGUUCGGGGAGAAUACAUGGUUUGGUCGCUAGACGAGCGGCCGCCGCAGCCGCAGCAGGUAUAGCGACGCAGCAGCGGCCCGGUGCCACCCCGCGAGCAGGCAACGGCACGUUACAGCAGCGCCGCGCAGCUGCGGCGGCGGCGGCGGGUAAGGGGUCGGACGGGCGCGCAGCAGAGUGGGGAGUGACAGCUUCCGCGGGUAGGGCCGCGGGGGCUGGCGCCGCCACGUCUACCUCCUCCUCUUCCGCCUCCGCUGCUAAUGGAGGCGCGGGGGGGAGGGCAGGGGGAGGGGCGGUAGCCAGAGCGCGGGAGAGGGAGAGAGUCGCAGGUGGGAGGGUAGGGGCUGCGGCGGGGAGGGGUGGGCGGGGGGCGCGGGGGGCAGCUGUUGCGGGUAGAGGCGCGGGCAGAGCAACGGGUUUGGGUUCCCACCCUGCUCGCGCUUCUGCUGCUGCUGCUGCAGCGACUGCAGCAGCGGCGGCUGCUAUGGGAAAGCUGAAAGGAGCGAGAAGGGCUGGGGGUAUGGGGAGCGUCCCUGCUGCCGUUCCUCCCCCUCCUCCUCCUAUGGGCCGCGGGCGUGGGGCUCCGCCAAUGAGGCAACGCCACGUGCAGCCAGCUGUAGAGAUGUAUGAAGAGGAGGUAGAGGCACCGCGGUAUAGGGGGCCGUAUGGAGGGUAUGGGGUAGAGGCUGAGCAAGAGAGGGAAGAGGAGGAGGAGGAGGAGGAAGCAGAAGCGGAGGAGGAGGCGGAGGAGGAAGAGGAUGAGUUGGUGGGUCCUGCGGUGGAAUAUGAUGGGAUGGAAGGGAGUGAGGGGGUGGUGGAUGGCGGGGGGGAUGAUGGAGGGUGGCUGGAUAGACGAGUAGCUGUGGAUGACGAGGAUGAGGAGGAGGAAGAGCAGGAGGAGGAGAAUGGGGACGAUGCGUUUGCAGGAGGCAUGGCAGACACUUUUCCAUGUCCUUUUCUUUUCCUUAUCCCACUCAUCUCCUCUCCCUCCCUUGGCUUCUCCCUUUCGCUGCUCUGCUCCCCCUCGCCUGCGCUCCUCUCUCCUUGCAACUCUCGCUGCUCCUCUGCAGGAAUGCAUCAGUUCGCCCCUCCCCCUCGCCCCGCUCGACCAACCACGGACCGCUACCAACGUCCCGCUGCCGCUUCUGCUGCUGCUGCCACCGGUGCUGCUCGGGGUCGCGGAGCCGCAGCAGCAGCAGCUGCAGCAGCUGAUUCAAAACCAGUUGUCCGGGCUCGGCCUGCCAGAGUGCUGCGUGCUGCACACGCAGCAGCAGCAGCCGGUGGUGCUGGUGGUAUGGGUGGUGGUGGGGGAGCGGGCGAGCGGGUGAGCAGCACGCAUUUUCAGUGGAAGGAGGUGACGGAAGUGGUGCCUGCUUCUAUGGUGGGUCGACAGCAGCAGCAGCAGCUUCGGACACGGGAGCAUGCAAUGAUGGAUGAUGAGGGGCUCCCUAUCCACCCGCGCUCUGCCCUCCGCCGCCCGCGCCCACCCAGCGACUCCUUCCCCCUGCACCCAGACGCGCCAGGCCCCUCCCACGCCUCCCUGCUCCGCUCACGCCUCCAGCACCACCCAGCAGCAGCAGCCCCUAUGGCAGCAGCAGCAGACACGUGGCCUAUACCAGGAGCAGGGGCAGGGGCAGGGGUAGGGGCAGGCGUGCCAGUGUCAGCAGCGAUAGCAGCAGCCAGGGCGGCAGCAGCAGCAGCAAGAGUGGUAGACCUAGGCCCGGAUCUGCCAGACGUAGACGUGCACGAUCUCUUGCCGCUCCCUCGCUCCUCUGCACCCCCUUCUGCUGUCCCAGGUGCUCCUUAUCACAGCAUACCACCGUCUCUCCCUCCUGCAUCGUCUGCUGCUGCUGCUGAUAGAGGGUACCGUAUGGGGGAGGGGAUGGAAGCGGAAAUGCCUGGUGCGGGUCCGCUGCAUGCUGGGUUAGCGCCAGAUGCGGCGCUUCCGUUCUCGUCUCAGCAGCUCACGUCGCUACUGCAGCAGGUAGGAGCAGCGGUUGGGAACCUACCAGGAAUCCAACCAUCAUCUUCAGCAGCAGGAGUAGCAGCAGCACCGCCGCUCCCUCCUGCUACCGCUCCACGCCUACCCUCCCCCACUCCUCCUCUCGGCCCUCCUCUCCCCAGCCUUCCGCCUCUCCCCCCGCACGCUCCCCCGUCGGCGUCACCAGCCCAUCCCUCCACCCUCUUAUCAUCUCUCGCCGCGUCUGUUUCUGCUGCUUCUGCCCGCCUGCCCCCCUCUCCUCCUUCACCUGCAGCAGCGGUGCCUCCUCUACCUGCAAACCUCCCAGCUGCCUUAUCGUCGCUGCUCGCCCCUGCAGGAGCGACUUACCCUGCUGCCUUUGGAGCUCCUGAUGAGUAUGGCAGAGAUGGUGGUGCGGCGGUGGGAGGGGCCCCUAUGGCUGGAUUUGCGGGUGGUGGUGGUGAUGGUGGUGGGGGUGGGGCUGGUGGGGGAGGAGGCGGCGGAGGAGGAGGAGGAGGAGGAGGAGGAGGAGGAGGAGGAGGAGGAGGAGGAGGAGGAGGAGGAGGAGGAGGAGGUGCAGGGUUGUCAAACCUUUUAUCCUCGCUUCUCACACAAGGCGUUUUGAACAUGGGAGCUGGAGCAGCAGCAGCUGGAGCGCCUUCCAUGCCUGCAUCGUUCACUCCUCCUCUUCCUCCCCUCCCCCCCUCAGCACCCCCUCCCUCCCUCGCGCCCUCGCACCCUGAACCCUUCGAUCGUGUCCCCACCCCUCCCCUGCCCACUCAACCCCAUCCCCCAUUCCCACCACAAGCGCCACCUCCCUCCACUCAACCCCCCCAGCACUCUGCGUCGCCCCACCCCCCUUUCCCCCAUCCGCACCCCCCUCCUCCUCUGCCUCCUCUGCCCCUGCAAGACCUCCCUCCUCCCUUGCUGAUCAUCUCGCAUGGAGCGUUAGCCGCGGUGGGGCGAGAGAUAAAGCAGGAGGUGCUGAGAUCAAGACAUGAGGCGGUGGUAUCGGCGCUUUAUUUCGACUUUCCCCGCCAGUGCGCCACAUGCGGACGAAGGUUUGCCGACCAGGAGGAGUACGGGCGGCACCUGGACGGUCACUUUCUGAAGCGGAAGCGGCUGAAGCAGCAGAAGGCACAGUCACGCAUGUGGUAUGUGUCGACGCGUGAUUGGCUGUCAGAAUCCACGGCAGCUGCUGCUGCUGCCGCUCCUGGUGAAAGUGGGGGGAUGGGAGGGGGGGUGGGUGGUGGUUUGGGGGGAGGGGUGGGUGGAGGUGCCGGGGAGAUUGGGUCAGGAAGAGAGGGAGAUGGAGGAGGAAGAGGAGGAGGAGUAGGAGGGGUUGCUGCUGCUGGUGCUGCUUCUGGUGGUGCUGAUGCUGAUGGUAUGUCUGGUGUUUCUGCUUCUACUGUGGCUGGCGGUGGGGCAACGGAUAGAGGAGGGAUGGGAACGGGGAUUGGAGAUGGAGGCGCAGCAGGAAGAGAGGGUGGAGGUGGGGGCGGAGGAGGAGGAGGAGGAGGAGGAGGAGUGGUAGCAAGUGGUGAGGCAGGAGGAGCGGUGGGAGAUGGAGACGGGGCGAAUUUAGCUGUUCCCGCAGAGGAUGAGGCGGAUGACUGGUGUGCUCUGUGCGGGGAGAAAUUUGACGUGUUCUUUGAUCCAGAGGAGGAUGAGUGGAUGUACAGGGGUGCAGUGGUGGAGAGUGCGGUGGGAAGCGGUGGCGUCGCUGGGACUGGGCAAGUUGAUUCGGAGAAAUGCCGCCGUCGCGUUGUGCAUGCGACAUGUCGAGAUGCAAGCACAUGCAGAGGUGCUUCUGACGGUAAUCGCAACAAGCGCCUUCGAGUGGAGUGA